Messenger RNA from Necator americanus (New World hookworm), 1404 nucleotides. RefSeq lists its product as uncharacterized. Lineage: Eukaryota; Metazoa; Nematoda; Chromadorea; Rhabditida; Ancylostomatidae. Bases 1 to 1404 code for a protein of 467 amino acids. Gene Ontology annotation, biological process: lipid metabolic process. The transcript has 12 exons. The record is from RefSeq and is a predicted model, not a curated record.
AUGCCUCCGAGACAUAACGUGCCCAGUGGAUAUGCCGGCGGAUACGCGAACAUAUCUCGACGAGGUCACGCUCCAGUCGUUCAUGAAGACGCAGACAACCGCCAUAGAUGUCCUUCCUACCACAGAGACGCAGAAAACUGCGCAGUUACAAGGAAAUAUGUAAAGAAGAGUGGCCGGUCACAUCCGCCAUCCGCAAUCGUACGCUCACAGUUCCCUGCUUAUGUGGAAGCGGUGACUUUUUAUGCGGAUUUUUAUGAUGGCAAUUUAACUAGGAGCAGCCAAAGAGGGAGCACAUCACCAAUUUGCGGUUUUUGCUGGCGUAACGUACAGUUCAUGGACGCGUCUGCCUACGUCAAUGAAAACCGCUGCGUUCGAGUAUCAGCUGUUGUCGACUGCGGAUAUCGAUCAACGGCAGUUCUGCGGCACCUCCGCUUCAUGAGUGUUCUUCUUCCGCUCCUAUGCUCAUCAUUUCUACAUGUACUUGGCGAUAUGCAAGAAAAUAGUGCCGAAACUAGCAAUAAUGGGUCCUUAUUCGAUCUUCAGCAAGCCUUGUGGGUGUUCGAUUUUGCUGCUGCGGCCUAUGCGGAAGAUCCGAAUCUUUGCUUGGUACAAUAUGAUGCAUCACUAGUCUACAGAAUAACGUUGCCAUGCGAUUAUUUAAAAGAUGAGUGUUGGGGAUUUGUGGCGAUGAGAGAUGGAUGGAUUAUCGUCGCUUUUCGUGGAACACGUACAAAAAUUCAACUGAUCACUGAGCUUAUAGAAACAAUGAGCGAACCAAAGAAAAGGCUUCGUGCAGGUGGCUCCGUGCAGCAUUACUUCUACGUUGCUUUGGAGGCGAUUUGGAAACCAAUGUACUCGGUGAUUAGGAAGUUGCGAGCGACGUAUCCAUCUUAUCAAAUUGUGUUCACCGGUCAUUCUCUCGGAGGUGCUUUGGCCAGUUUGGCUUCAACGGUGUAUGCUCACAGACACCCAGCACAAAAAGAUAGGAUUCAUCUCAUCACAUUUGGUCAACCAAGAGUGGGUAACUUCGAGUAUGCUGAAACUCACAAUCGAUUGGUGUCAAAUAGUUGGAGAAUAGUCCAUAAAUAUGACCUAGUUGCACACCUACCUGCUUGUGCGUUCCAAAUAUUUUCUCGCUCAUGCACUUCACUUCUAAAUCACUCACCAUAUCAUCACGGCACUGAAGUUUGGUUCCCAUCAAAUAUGACGCAGAAUUCAAUGUUUCGGAUAUGCCAAGGUUCACCCCAGUUCGAGGAUGACAGUUGCAGUAACGGCUAUUACCUUCACUAUGGGGUCAAGGAUCAUAUUCGAUAUUUCGAACAUGAAGUGAGCAGCUACGGUAUCAACGGUUGCGUCGAUUUGCCCGAUCCUCCACUAACACCCCAUCUUACAUCUCAAUUGUGA